UGCAAGAAAAACAUCAACAGCAAUCAAAGGCACAUACCAUAGUACGUAACAAGAGAAGUUCAGUGAAGAAUUCAACAACAAUGACAGAUUCAGAUUGUACAGAGUUUGAGAGAACCAAACCCAGAAAGAGGCGUCAAAAGCUCAUUAAGCGUCCAAUUUCAAGAUCAAAAACUGUUUGUGAUUAUUUAGAAGAACUAUAUAAAAAGAAGGGAUCCAUAAGAGAAGACGCACUAGGCAAAUUGAUCAUUGAAUUCAAGAAAGCGGUGCGAUAUGAAUUUGCUCAGAAUAUUUGUGUUACUUUAACACACCGAUGCGAAAAUUCGUUGAAGCGAGGUUCUGCUUUGGAAAUUGAUCUUGCACUACAACUUAUAGGACUGUUAGCAAUAACACUUGGGGCUGGAGAUCAUGCACAUGAGAUAUAUGAAUAUUCACUAGAGUUUCUUCCUCAAGUUCUCAAAUCCAAGUCAUCUCAUUCUGCAAAGGCAUUAGAAUGUUUUGCUAUUGUCACCCUUAUUGGUGCCAAAAAUACUGAUGAAACAGAAAGAUCCAUGGAGAUUAUAUGGAAAAUUAUGAAUGAAGAUACAAAACCCAAUGUUGUUGCUGCAGCAAUAUCCGCCUGGUCUCUCCUCCUUUCAGAAAUAAAUGGAUGGUGUGUUAAUCACAAGAAGUGGAAAGGGUUGUUCUCGUAUUUGCUGAAACAACUAGAGGAAGAUUAUGAUCAAAAUGUCAACUGUGCCUGCGUAGAAGCACUUGGUGUAAUUUUUGAAAAUGGCAGCCUUGAGAAAUUUUCCGAUGAUGCAGAAAAUUAUGCAAACUUAAAAGACAUGAAAGAUGAUAUAUUGAUAAGAGCUUCAAGUGUUACCAAAGAAAAUGCUUUAAAACUUCUUGAGGAUAAUAGUGAUAAGAAAAUCACCCUCACAAUAUGUGAAACUGAAUUGACCUUAAGCACUUUUUCACUCGUGAAGCAG
Messenger RNA from Nicotiana tabacum (common tobacco), 968 nucleotides. Lineage: Eukaryota; Viridiplantae; Streptophyta; Magnoliopsida; Solanales; Solanaceae. The record is from RefSeq and is a predicted model, not a curated record.